Molecule: messenger RNA, 2367 nt
Organism: Labrus mixtus (cuckoo wrasse)
Lineage: Eukaryota; Metazoa; Chordata; Actinopteri; Labriformes; Labridae
Product: olfactory receptor 6N2-like
Exons: 1
Coding region: 185-1120 (311 amino acids)
Biological process (GO): G protein-coupled receptor signaling pathway
Cellular component (GO): membrane
Molecular function (GO): olfactory receptor activity; G protein-coupled receptor activity
Source: RefSeq, a predicted model, not a curated record
CUGCUGAGAGUCAGAAAGUCUCGUACUAUAUAGCCUCUGACUCAGACUGUAGCUUACUCGCAUAUGCAGAGGGACCUGGUCAGUAUCUUUCUACUACGAUUGCAAUCUGACUGUUUGAAUUGUUCACUGUAAAACUUUCUUCUCACUUUAUUCAUUUACACUUGUUAUACAAAUGUGUUGAACAAUGGUUUCAUUGACUGCAUUCUUCAUGAAUAAUGAAUUCAACAGAACAUAUAUAACUCUGGAUGGGUUUGUUCAAGUCCAUAAAUACAGAUAUCUGUAUUUUGUGAUCAUAUUGACACUAUACAUUCUUGUAAUCGUCUUUAAUUUCACCAUUGUGUAUCUUAUAUGGACUCAUAGAAACCUUCAUGAGCCAAUGUAUAUUUUCAUUGCAGCUCUGUUACUGAACUCUGUUCUAUUCAGCACUGCUAUUUACCCAAAGCUUUUGGUUGACUUUUUAUCUGAGAAACAAAUCGUAUCAUAUUCAGCAUGUCUUUGUCAGUCAAUACUUUUUUACGCUAUAGGCGGUUCAGAGUUUCUACUGUUGUCAGCCAUGGCCUAUGAUAGAUAUGUGUCCAUAUGUAAACCUCUCUUAUAUCCAACCAUUAUGACAAAAACAACUGUUACAUAUCUUCUUGUUCUUGCUUGGCUUCUUCCUCCUCUUGAACUUUUGGGGUCUGCCAUACACUAUUCUCGUAGAAAUCUCUGUGAUUUUUCUUUGGCAGGACUUUUUUGUAACAAUUCAAUUGUAAACCUUCUUUGUGUAAAAACAAGACUUAUGUUGAUAGUUAGUUUUUUUAUUAUGUGUAAUCUUUUAGUUCUACCUGUGACCUUCAUACUCUUUACAUAUGCCAGGAUAUUUCUGAUAUCCUAUCAUAGCUGUAAAGAAGUCAGGAAGAAAGCUGCAGAGACCUGUUUGCCCCACUUGAUGGUUUUGUUAAGCUUUACCUGUUUGUAUGUGUUUGAUAUCAUCAUAAUAAGAGUUGAUUCUGAUUUUCCAAAAACAGCCCGAUUUGUAGUGACUUUACAAGUAGUUUUGUAUCAUCCUCUCUUUAACCCUAUCAUGUAUGGCCUAAGAAUGAAAGAAAUUUAUAAACACCUCAAGAGGUUGUUCUGUUAAGACAAACUGUAAAACGUGUUGAAUGGCAUCUUAAUGAGCAUUUAUUUGUUUAUAUACCGUAUUUAUAAUGCUUUUGCCUUUAUACUACACAAAGUUGACAGAUCUUGUCCACCAGAAGUGCUCCAUUUACUUCAUACCUUACAAAUUGAAUCUCUUCGAUUUCUUGUUUUGUUCUCAUGUCAUUUUUGGGCUUUUUAUGCCUUUAUAGAUAGAGGAUAGUUGGAAAUCAGGGACAGAAAGAAUCAGGAAUGACAUGGGAGAAAGGAGCCACAGGACAGAGUUGAACCCGAGCCGCACGCGUCAAUGACUACAACCUCUGUACAUUGGGCGUGUGCCCUAAUCCCCGUCCACCAGCGCCCUGUUGGUGCAAUUACAAUCACUCCGGACUAUUGCAGCUUGCAAAAGAAUCGCUCUUCAGUAACUAUAAUUGUGUUACGUAUGAGUUUAAGGGUUUGGAACCCAGAAUGCAGAACACGGAAACAAAAGUCAGUCUUUAAGACGUUUUAAUGUAGCUUAUAGCAAAAUAAAAGGCUUAAGGCAGUUGGUGGCAAUAGAGGAUGGGCUGGCGCAGGAGAACUCAAAAAACAGCAAGGCCAAACAGAAAUCCAAAACAAGGAGGUGAGGCUAACCGGCAGGCUGCACACGAAAAGAGAAAACAGGUCAGUCCAUGACACAAGAACAAAAUAUCACGGUCAAAGUUCUUCAAGGUAAGGAUAGUAGUGUGACACAGUUACCGACUGCAAAAGGAAUAAUCUGGCACAGGAGUUGAGUCUCGUCAUGUCUUCAAGGCCUGAGUGAUGACCUGAUGAGAUUCAGGUGCUCCUCGUUCCAGCUCAGCCAGCCACGCCCUCCACUGCACACACACUGCAAGAGAGAAAACAGAAAACAGAAGGAGGGGAAACAAACACAAAGUGACACCAAAUGCAUCAGAAACUAACACCAUGACAAAUUGCCUUUUUUAUGUUUGACUUUAAAGGUAUGCUGUUCAUAUAAACAAGGUCACAAAAUUGAAAAGUCACUGAUAAUUUAGUCGGACACAUUAAGUUUCAGUUUUUUAUCACUUGAUGUAACUGACGUCUUUAAACUAACUAGAAUCACAUUUAUUCAAUGCAAACAGGUAAUAAUCAUUUUAAUUUUUCAAGCUUGAUGUGAUUUCACUGAUGUAAUAAAUAAAAUGAAAAACAAUCCAGAGAAUUUCAUUGUUUUCACUAUGCCAUGGAAAUCUUGAACCUUAAAUGCCAAUUGUC